Lucilia sericata (common green bottle fly) is the source of this 1825-nucleotide messenger RNA. RefSeq lists its product as uncharacterized. The record is from RefSeq and is a predicted model, not a curated record. NCBI's taxonomy places the organism in Eukaryota, Metazoa, Arthropoda, Insecta, Diptera, Calliphoridae. The transcript is spliced from 6 exons. The coding region runs from base 109 to 1737 and encodes 542 amino acids.
AAGCUACACACAAUAUCCAUUGGUUCAGUUGAAAUAUAAAAUAUUUAACAUUUAAUAAUAAAAUAAUAAAAAAUAAUAUUAAAUAAAGAAAAAAUAGUGAAAUAAAAAAUGUUAAGCAGUAAUGCUAUUCUAACAGAUUGGGAUGGUCAAAUAAACGUUCUCGAACGUCAAGAUCUUCCUUUGUUAUACAGAGGUGCCGCUAGAGAAAACCAAGAGGAUUCUCUUAAUAAUUUACAAACAAAUUCCAAGCACUUAGGAAAUAUAUCUCGAGAAAAUAGUAUUGAAAAACAACGAAACAUACACAAAACAAUUUCUACCGACAAUCAUAAUAAUAUUGUAGAUGAUAGAGAUGCUAGCAUUUACGGAGCCAUUUCCGAAUCACUAACAGGAAGACAUGAAUGUCACGAUAAUAUAAGUCGAGCCUCUUCCUCAAGAUUUGGAUCAAUUUAUCAACAAGUAGCUGCUGGUUCUUCAAUGUUAGCAGAUAGUAUUACAGAAAUUAUGUCUGAUGACUAUCAAAAUGAUCAUGAGCCAACUUCAGCAAUUCUCGAUUAUUGCAAAAGAAAGGUCUUGCGCCCAUAUGUUGCCAUCCUAUCAUUGGUGGGAUUAAAUCCAAUAUCAACAGAUACAACCAGAUGUAAAGCUUACCUAAGCUAUUUGCAAUGCACAAUUCUAAUAAUUAUUUUACUUUUUGGUUAUUUUUUGCAGUAUUUGUCAGCAUAUCGAGGCGAUCGUGGAUUUUCAACAAAUACUAAAAAUGUGGAAUCUAUUGAUGAAUCAAAGGACGAUUCGGCCUAUACAAUUGGUGAGCUUCUUUUUGGUUUUAUUAUACCCUGUUCAUUGGAUCUUGCUGGAUACGUUUCAGCAGUUAUAAUAUGCAAAUUCAUCGAUCACGAACAAUUGCAAAAUCUUAUUGAACGUACAUUUCUAAUGUCAAUGCAACCGAAAAAACUAUUUAGAACCUUCUGGUUGCAUAUAGUUGGUGCAUUUGUUCUGUGUUGCUGCUUAUAUGCGUAUUUUAUACCCGUUGUUAUUUUACAAUCACCUAUUAUUCCGUACAAAUGGUUUGGUGAUUUGGAGACUAUAUGGCAAUUAUUUGUAAAGGUAGCCCUCUUGAUAACGUUGUCGGUGCAAAAUUUAAUUGAGAUAAUUAUUUUAAGCAGUUAUUGUAUCGAAUGUUAUUUAUUAAAGGUUCAUUUGUUAACAUUGUCUCAGAAGUUAUUAUUGCACUCUAUAGAAUCAGCUGACUGGAUGCGGGAAAUCCUGCAGUUUCGGAAAUUACUCGAACGUCUUAACAAUAAUGUGUCUUUGCCGGUGUCCUUCUUUGUAAUCAUGAAUAUGGCGUAUGCCUUCGCUGGGUUUGUUUAUAUGUUCAAAGACUUUGACUUCCAUUAUUGUGCCAUGAAAACCGUAAUUUUAAAUUUUACAAAUGUUUUAUUGUGGUUAAUAUUAGGUUUAUUGCCGUUUUUCAUUGCCGCAUCGUUAACUCAGGCAUGUCAAUCAGUCAGAAAUAAUGGUCAUCAGAUACGAGUAAGACCAUUUGUGUACCAUAAUACAUCUACGGAGGACCUUAAUUCGAUGUUGAUAUUUUCAUCGACCUUGGAUAUGUCAGCCAAACUGUUUCGCAUGCCUAUACAAUCUAACUACAUUUGUUUUGCAGUGCUUAUUAUAUCAAUAGUUAUUCUAACAUUGGGAAUGUGUUUUAAUCUUUCUAUAUUUGGUAUUCCUAAAUUGUAAUAUAUAGUAAUUAUUCAAAAGUGGUGUUUUUAUUCUGGUUUAAAAUAUUGAAAAAUGUAUAAAAGAAAAUAAACAGCAUUUAAAUUAA